Molecule: messenger RNA, 12958 nt
Organism: Lytechinus pictus (painted urchin)
Lineage: Eukaryota; Metazoa; Echinodermata; Echinoidea; Temnopleuroida; Toxopneustidae
Product: mucin-3B-like
Exons: 14
Coding region: 515-12958 (4147 amino acids)
Biological process (GO): heterophilic cell-cell adhesion; establishment or maintenance of epithelial cell apical/basal polarity
Cellular component (GO): plasma membrane; protein-containing complex
Molecular function (GO): calcium ion binding; protein binding
Source: RefSeq, a predicted model, not a curated record
UUCAUCUCCCUGCCUGAGCAACCCGUGUCAGAAUGACGCUAUUUGCUUUCCUUGGAUCGAUGGUACAUCUUACGUGUGUAUCUGCCCGCCUGGUUAUACAGGAGGUGACUGUGAAACAGAUAUCGAUGAAUGUGCCAGCGACCCGUGCCUCAACGAUGGAACAUGCAUUGAUUUCCCCAAUUUCUACCUUUGCUUAUGCUCGGCUGGGUACACUGGGCCUAGGUGUGAGUUAGAUGUGAGGCCUUGCAUCAGUGACCCAUGCCAGAAUGGCGCCACCUGUACUGAAGACCUGAUUGAUCUAUCGUUUGAAUGCAUCUGUCCUCUUGGGUAUACUGGCACCACUUGUGAAACAGAUGUCAAUGAGUGUGCUAGUGCCCCCUGUCAGAAUGGAGGUCAAUGUGUUGAUGAAGUUGAUGGGUUCAGAUGUGAGUGCACUACAGGAUGGUCUGGCAAUCUCUGUGACACAGACAUCAACGAGUGCUCUACUGCUCCAUGUUUAAAUGGAGGGACUUGUAUGAAUACCAAUGGAUCCUAUGAGUGUCAGUGUGAAAGAGGUUGGACGGGCAUAAACUGCGAAACUGCCUGGGAUGUUUGUCAACUUAUACCUUGUCUGAAUGGGGGUACGUGUGUGGAUUUCCAGACAUUUGCUGUCUGUCUCUGUCCCACAGGCUAUAGUGGGGUCAUAUGUCAAAAUGCUCCUUCAACUACACCUCCAACUCCUUCAUUGACAACAACUCAACCACCAUCUACCACUACACAGCCCUCAACUACCACUCAGCUACUACCCACCACCACACAGCCAGCAACAACCACUCAACCACCCGCUACCACUCUACAGUCAGCAACUACCACUCCACCACCAGCAACCACCACACAGCCAGCAACUACCACUCAACAUCCAGCUACCACUACACAGCCAACAACUACCACACAGCAUCUAGCUACCACUACACAGCCAACAACUACCUCUGAACCACAAGCAACCACAGUGCGGCAAGGAACCACUAGUCAACUACCAAUUAUCACCACACAGUUCCUAGAUUCUACCACACAACCACUAACUACCACUCAAUCACCAGGUACCCCUAUAAAACAUGAUACUACCUCUCAACCACCAAGUACUACUGCAGAAUUUCUUGGUACAACAUUUCAAAGUAGGACAGCCAUUACAAGUGAUGGUUCCCAAGGAGCAACAACUGCUGCUAAUCAGUCAACCAUAUCUCCAAGUACAGAGCAACAACAGGUAAUAACAACUAUAAGAGCAAUGUUGUCAACAACUGGAGCUUUAGGGUACACAACAGAUUUCUCAAAAGUUACCACCCAGUUUAUACCAGUCUUUACCACAUUACAUGAUGCAGAAAUGUCCUCAUUUGCUGUGACUGGUGACUUUAGCACUGUUGCUGCAGUGACUUCUCUUGCAGCUGGAAGAACUACUGAAGCUGUCAUAGGUACAACAUAUGAAGGGAAACCAACUACUCAAGAAGCUGACAGCACUACGAUCUCUGAAGAAAGGAGUACUGUAAUAGAGCAGACCACUUCUAAGGCAACUACUUCACCUGAAGAAAGGAGUACUCUAAUUGAGCAAACCACUUCUAGAUUGACUACUUCACCUGAAGAAAGGAGUACUGUAAUUAAGCAUACCACUUCUAGGGUGACUACUGCACCUGAAGAAAGGAGUACUGUAAUAGAGCAGACCACUUCUAAAGCAACUCCUGCACCCGAAGAAAGGAGUACUGAAAUUGACCAGACCACUUCUAGGGUGACAACUUCACCUGAAGAAAGGAGUACUGUAAUAGAGCAGACCACUUCUAAGGCAACUACUUCACCUGAAGAAAGGAGUACUGUAAUACAGCAGACCACUUCUAAGGAAACUACUGCACCAGAAGAAAGGAGUACUGUAUUAGAGCAGACCACUUCCAGGGUGACUAAUGCACCAGAAGAAAGAAGUACUGAAAUUGAGCAAACCACUUCUAGGGCGACUACUGCACCUGAAGAAAGGAGUACUGUAAUGGAACAGACCAGUUCUAAAGCAACUACUGCACCUGUAGAUAGGAGUACUGUAAUUGAGCAGACCACUUCUAGGGUGGGAACUUCACCUGAAGAAAGGAGUACUAAAAUUGACCAGCCCACUUCUAGGGUGACUACUGCACCUGAAGAAAGGAGUACUGUAAUUGACCAGACCACUUCUAGGGUGACUACUGCACCAGACGAAAGGAGUACUGUAUUAGAACAGACCACUUCCAGGGUGACUAAUGCACCAGAAGAAAGAAGUACUGAAAUUGAGCAAACUACUUCUAAGGCAACUACUGCAACUGAAGAAAGAAGUACUGUAAUUGAGCAGACCACUUCAAGGGUGACAACUUCACCUGAAGAAAGGAGUACAAAAAUUGAGCAGACCACUUCUAGGGCGACUACUGCACCUGAAGAAAGGAGUACUGUAAUGGAACAGACCACUUCUAAAGCAACUACUGCACCUGUAGAAAGGAGUACUGUAAUUGAGCAGACCACUUCUAGGGUGGGAACUUCACCUGAAGAAAGGAGUACUAAAAUUGACCAGCCCACUUCUACUGUGACUACUGCACCUGAAGAAAGGAGUACUGUAAUUGAGCAGACCACUUCUAGGGUGGGAACUUCACCUGAACAAAGGAGUACUGUAAAUGAUCAGACCACUUCUAAGGCAACUGCUGCACCUGAAGAAAGGAGUACUGUAAUAGAACAGACCACUUCUAGGGUGACUACUGCACCUGAAGAAAGGAGUACUGUAAUUGAGCAGACCACUUCUAGAGUGACUACUGCAUCGGAAGAAAACAGUACUGUAAUUGAGCAGACCACUUCUGGGGCAACAACUGCACCCGAAAAAAAGAGUACUGUAAUGGAACAAACCACUUCUAAAGCAACUACUGCACCCGAAGAAAGGAGUACUGUAAUAGAGCAGACCACUUCUAGAGUAACUACUUCACCUGAAGAAAGGAGUACUGUCAUAGGACAGACCACUUCCAGGGUGACUUCCGCACCUGAAGAAAGGAGUACUGAAAUUGACCAGACCACUUUUAUGGUGACUACUGCACCUGAAGAAAGGAGUACCGGUACUGUAAUACAGCAGACAUCUUCAAAGGCAACUAUUUCUCUUGAAGCAAGGAGUACUGUAAUUGAGCACACCACUUCUAAGGCGACUACUGCACCUGAACAAAGGAGUACUGUAUUAGAACAUACCACUUCCGGGAUGACUACUGCACCAGAAGGAAGGAGUACUGAAAUUGAGCAAACCACUUCUAAGGCAACUACUGCGCCUGAAGAAAGGAGUACUGUAAUUGAGCAGACCACUUCUAGGGUGGCAACUUCACCUGAAGAAAGGAGUACUGUAAUAGAACAGACCACUUCCAGGGUGACUAAUGCACCAGAAGAAAGGAGUACUGUAAUAGAACAGACCACUUCUGGGGUGACUACUGCACCAGAAGAAAGGAGUACUGAAAUUGAGCAAGCCACUUCUAGGGUGACAACUAUACCUGAAGAAAGGAGUACUGUAAUAGAACAGACCACUUCCGGGGUGACUACUGCACCAGAAGAAAGGAGUACUAAAAUUGAGCAAACCACUUCUAAGGCAACUACUGCGCCUGAAGAAAGGAGUACUGUAAUUGAGCAGACCACUUCCGGGAUGACUACUGCACCUGAAGAAAGGAGUACAGUAAUUGAGCAGACCACUUCCAGGGUGACUACUGCACCUGAAGAAAGGAUUACUAUAAAAGAGCAGACCACUUCUAGGGUUACUACUUCACCUGAAGAAAGGAGUACUAUAAAAGAGCAGACCACUUCUAGGGUGACAACUGCAGCCAAAGAAAGGAGUACUGUAAAAGAGCAGACCACUUUUAGGGUGACAACUGCAACCGAAGAAAGGAGUACUGUAAUAGAGCAGACCACGUCUAGGGUGACUACUGCAACUGAAGAAAGGAGUACUGUAAUUGAGCAGACCACGUCUGAGUUGACUAUUGCACCGGAAGAUGGGAGUACUGUAAUUGAGCAUACCACUUUUAAGGCAACCACUCCACCUGAAGAAAAGAGUACUCUAAUAGAACAGACCACUUCUAGUUCAACUACUGCACCUGAAGAAAAGAGUACUGUAAUAGAACAGACUACUUCCAGGGUGACUUCCGCACCUGAAGAAAGGAGUACUGAAAUUGACCAGACCACUUUUAUGGUGACUACUGCACCUGAAGAAAGGAGUACCGGUACUGUAAUACAGCAGACAUCUUCAAAGGCAACUAUUUCUCUUGAAGCAAGGAGUACUGAAAUUGAGCAGACCACUUCAAGGGUGACAUCUUUACCUGAAGAAAGGAGUACUGUAAUUGAGCAGACCACUCUAAAGUUGACUACUGCAUCUGAAGAAAAGAGUACGGAAAUUGACCAAACUACUUCUCAGGCAACGACUGCAUCUGAAGAAGAAAGUACUUUUAUUGAGCAGACCACUACUAGGGCAACGACUGCCCCUGAAGAAGGAAGUACGAAAAUUGAGCAAACCACUUCUCAGGCAACUACUGUUUCUGGAGGGGAAAGUACUGUAAUCGAUCAGACCAUUUCUACGACGACUACUGCACCUAAAGAAGGAAGUACUGAAAUUGAGGAGACUACUUCUAGGAUGACUACUGUACCUGUGGAAAGGAGUACCGUAAUAGAGCAAACCACUUCUAGGGCAACUACAGAAUCUCCAAAAUUUACAAAUAAAUUUACAGGGACCCCUGAUGUUGAAACCAGAGGAACAGAAGCUACUACAGCAUCAAUUAUUUAUCAGACUACUUCAGGGACAACUAUUCCACAUGGAAAAGGAAGUACAGUGAUUACACAUACUACAGAAUUCCAAGAAAUAUCAACUGAAUUUACAAAGACAACUGAUGAUGAAACAGUUGAAGCUACUGAAGUAGCUGGAACCACAGCUUUUGAUGAAUUAACAACAGAAUCCCCAGAAGUAACAUCUUCUAUAAGGACAGUUGAUAUUGAAACUGCAGAAGCCACUAAACCAGAUAGAACAACUGGUCUUGCUGACUUAACAACUGAAUUUGCAAGGACAACUGAAUUGACAGGAACAACUGAUGUUGAAACAGAAGAAGCUACUGAACCAGCUAGAACAACGGGUUCCAUUGAGGUAACAAGAUAUCAAGAAAUGACAACUGGUGUUGAAACUGUAGAGGCUACCAAAGCUACUGGGCCUGCUAGAACAACAGGUUAUAUUGAGGUAACAACAGAAUCUCCAGUAGUUACUACUAGUUUUACAACUGGAGAAGUUACCGAGGCUGUCAGAACAACAGGUUUUAUUGAAGUAACAACAGACUCACCAGAAAUGACAACUUAUGUUGAAACAGAAGAAACUACCAAACUUGCUAGAACAACAGUUUCUGUUGAAUUUACAACAAAAUCUAAAGAAAUGACAGCAAGUGUUGAAACUGAAGAAGCCACUGAAGCUACCGAGUCAGGUAGAACAACAGGUUUUGUUGAUGUAACAUCUGAAUUCCCAGAUGUGACAACCGACUUGACAGGAGCAACUGAUGUUGAAACUGUAGAAGCUACUGAACCAGCUAGAACAACAGGAUCUUUUGAGCUAACAACAGAAUUUUCAGAAAUUAAAACUGCAGUUGAAACUGAAGAUGUUACUGAGGCUGUCAGAACAACAAGUUUUGUUGAAAUAACAGAACCCUCCAAAGUGUCAACUGUUGAAACAGAAGAAGCUACCCAAAGUCCUAGAACAACAGGUUCUGUUGAAUUCACAACAAAAUCUAAAGAAAUGAAAAGUGUUGAAACUGAAGAAGCUACUGAUGCUACUGAACCUGCCAUCACAACAGUUUCAAUUGAGGUAACAACAUUACAAGAAAAAACAACAGAAUUGACAGGAACAACUGAUGUUGAUACAGAAGAAGCUACUGAGUCUGCAAGGACAACAAAUUUUGUUGAGAUAACAGAAUCUCCUGAAGUUACUCCUAGUAUUGGAACUGAAGAAGCUACCGAACGAGCUAGAACAACAGGUUCUUUUGAAUUUACAACAGAAUCUCAAGAAAUGACAACUGAUGUAGAAACAGUAGAAGCUACCGAGCCUGUUAGAACAACCCGUUUUGAUGAGGAAACAACAGAAUCUCCAAAAGUUACAACAAAUGUUGAAACAGAAGAAGCUACUGAAGCAGUGAGAACAACAGGUUUUGAUGAAUUAACAACUGAAUCUCCAGACAUUACAACUGCAGUUGAAACUGAAGAAGCUACUGAGACUGUCAGAACAGCGGGUUUUGAUGAAUUAACAACAGACUCCCCGCAAAUGACAACUGAAUUUUUAGGAACAACUUAUAUUGAAACUGAGGAGGUUACUGAACCAGCUACAACAACAGGUUUUGUUGAGGUAACAGCUAAAUCCCCAGAAGUUACAACUGAUGUUAAAACUGAAGAAGCUACUGAGACUGGCAGAACGACAAGUUUUGAUGAAUUAACAACAGAUUCCCCACAAAGUACAACUGAAUUUUCAGGAACAACUGAUAUUGAAAUUGAAGAAGUUACUGAACUAACCACAACAGGUUUUGUUGAGGUAACAACAGCUUUUGAUGACAUAACUACAGAAUCUCCAGAAGUUACACCAAAUGUUGAAACAGAAGAAGCUACUGAAGCAGCUAAAACAACAGGUUUUGAUGAAUUAACAGAAUCCCAAGAAGUAACAUCUUCCACAAGGACAGUUGAUGUUGAAACUGGAAAAGUUACUGAACCAGAUAGAACAACCGAUCUUGCUGACAUAACAACUGUAUUUAUAGGGACAGCUGAUAUUGAAACAGAAGCUACUGAAGCAGCUAGAACAACAGGUUUUGUUGAUGUAACAUCGGAAUCCAUGGAUGCAACAACAGAAUCUCCUGAAGUUACAACUGAUGUUGAAACAGAAGAAGCUACUGAAACACCUAGAACAACAGGUUUUGAUGUAUUAACAACAGAAUAUCCAGACAUUACAAGUGCAGUUGAAACUGAAGAAGCUACUGAGACUGUCAGAACAACAGAUUUUGAUGAAUUAACAACAGACUCGCCACAAAUGACAACUGAGUUUUCAGGAACAACUGAUAUUGAAACUGAAGAAGUUACUGAACCAGCCACAACAGGUUUUGAUGAGGUAACGACAGAAGUUUCAACAAAUGUUGAAACAGAAGAAGCUACUGAAGCAGCUAGAACAACAUAUUUUGAUGAAUUAACAACAGAAUCUCCAGAAAUUACAACUGCAGUUGAAACUGAAGAAGCUACUGAGACUGUCAGAACAACAGAUUUUGAUGAAUUAACAGACUCUCCACAAAUGACAACUGAGCUUUCAGGAACAACUGAUAUUGGAACUGAGGAAGUUACUGAAGCAGCCACAACAGGUUUCGAUGAGGUAACGACAGAAGUUUCAACAAAUGUUGAAACAGAAGAAGCUACUGAAGCAGCUAGAACAACAGGUUUUGAUGAAUUAAAAACAGACUCACCACAAAUGACAACUGAGUUUUCAGGAACAACUGAUAUUGAAACUGAAGAAGUUACUGAACCAGCCACAACAGGUUUUGAUGAGGUAACGACAGAAGUUUCAACAAAUGUUGAAACAGAAGAAGCUACUGAAGCAGCUAGAACAACAUAUUUUGAUGAAUUAACAACAGAAUCUCCAGACAUUACAACUGCAGUUGAAACUGAAGAAGCUACUGAGACUGUCAGAACAACAGAUUUUGAUGAAUCAACAGACUCUCCACAAAUGACAACUGAGUUUUCAGGAACAACUGAUAUUGGAACUGAGGAAGUUACUGAAGCAGCCACAACAGGUUUUGAUGAGGUAACGACAGAAGUUUCAACAAAUGUUGAAACAGAAGAAGCUACUGAAGCAGCUAGAACAACAGGUUUUGAUGAAUUAACAACAGACUCGCCACAAAUGACAACUGAGUUUUUAGGAACAACUGAUAUUGAAACUGAAGAAGUUACUGAACCAGCCACAACAGGUUUUGAUGAGGUAACGACAGAAGUUUCAACAAAUGUUGAAACAGAAGAUGCUACUGAAGCAGCUAGAACAACAUAUUUUGAUGAAUUAACAACAGAAUCUCCAGACAUUACAACUGCAGUUGAAACUGAAGAAGCUACUGAGACUGUCAGAGCAACAGAUUUUGAUGAAUUAACAGACUCUCCACAAAUGACAACUGAGCUUUCAGGAACAACUGAUAUUGGAACUGAGGAAGUUACUGAAGCAGCCACAACAGGUUUUGAUGAGGUAACGACAGAAGUUUCAACAAAUGUUGAAACAGAAGAAGCUACUGAAGCAGCUAGAACAACAGGUUUUGAUGAAUUAACAACAGACUCGCCACAAAUGACAACUGAGUUUUUAGGAACAACUGAUAUUGAAACUGAAGAAGUUACUGAACCAGCCACAACAGGUUUUGAUGAGGUAAUGACAGAAGUUUCAACAAAUGUUGAAACAGAAGAAGCUACUGAAGCAGCUAGAACAACAUUUUUUGAUGAAUUAACAACAGAAUCUCCAGACAUUACAACUGCAGUUGAAACUGAAGAAGCUACUGAGACUGUCAGAACAACAGAUUUUGAUGAAUUAACAGACUCUCCACAAAUGACAACUGAGUUUUCAGGAACAACUGAUAUUGGAACUGAGGAAGUUACUGAAGCAGCCACAACAGGUUUUGAUGAGGUAACGACAGAAGUUUCAACAAAUGUUGAAACAGAAGAAGCUACUGAAGCAGCUAGAACAACAGGUUUUGAUGAAUUAACAACAGACUCGCCACAACUGACAACUGAGUUUUUAGGAACAACUGAUAUUGAAACUGAAGAAGUUACUGAACCAGCCACAACCGGUUUUGAUGAGGUAACGACAGAAGUUUCAACAAAUGUUGAAACAGAAGAAGCUACUGAAGCAGCUAGAACAACAUAUUUUGAUGAAUUAACAACAGAAUCUCCAGACAUUACAACUGCAGUUGAAACUGAAGAAGCUACUGAGACUGUCAGAACAACAGAUUUUGAUGAAUUAACAGACUCUCCACAAAUGACAACUGAGUUUUCAGGAACAACUGAUAUUGGAACUGAGGAAGUUACUGAAGCAGCCACAACAGGUUUUGAUGAGGUAACGACAGAAGUUUCAACAAAUGUUGAAACAGAAGAAGCUACUGAAGCAGCUAGAACAACAGGUUUUGAUGAAUUAACAACAGACUCGCCACAAAUGACAACUGAGUUUUCAGGAACAACUGAUAUUGAAACUGAAGAAGUUACUGAACCAGCCACAACAGGUUUUGAUGAGGUAACGACAGAAGUUUCAACAAAUGUUGAAACAGAAGAAGCUACUGAAGCAGCUAGAACAACAGGUUUCGAUGAAUUAACAACAGACUCCCCACAAAUGACAACUGAGUUUUCAGGAACAACUGAUAUUGUAACUGAAGAAGCUACUGAACCAGCCACAACAGGUUUUGAUGAGGUAACGACAGAAUCUCCAGAAGUUACAACAAACGUUGAAACAGCAGAAACUACUGAAGCAGCUAGAACAACAGAUUUUGAUGAAUUAACAGACUCUCCACAAAUGACAACUGAGUUUUCAGGAACAACUGAUAUUAGAACUGAGGAAGUUACUGAAGCAGCCACAACAGGUUUUGAUGAGGUAACGACAGAAGUUUCAACAAAUGUUGAAACAGAAGAAGCUACUGAAGCAGCUAGAACAACGGGUUUUGAUGAAUUAACAACAGAAUCUCCAGACAUUACAACUGCAGUUGAAACUGAAGAAGCUACUGAGACUGUUAGAACAACAGAUUUUGAUGAAUUAACAGACUCUCCACAAAUGACAACUGAGUUUUCAGGAACAACUGAUAUUGAAACUGAGGAAGUUACUGAACCAGCCACAACAGGUUUUGAUGAGGUAACAACAGGUUUUAGUGAGGUAACGACAGAAUCUCCAGACGUUACAACAAGUAUCAAAACAGAAGAAGCUACUGAAGCAGCUAGAACAACAGGUUUUGAUGAAUUAACAACAGACUCCUCACAAAUGACAACUGAUAUUGAAACAGAAGAAGUUACUGAACCGGCUAAAACAACAGGUUAUGUUGAGGUAACAUCAAAAGCUCUAGACAUUACAACUGCAGUUGUAACUGAAGAAGCUACUGAUGCUGUCAGAACUACAGGUUUAAUUGAAAUAACAGACUCCCCAGAAAUGACAACUGAAUUUUCAGGAACAACUUAUUUUGAAACAGAAGAAGUUACUAAAACUCAGAGAACUACAGAUAUUGUUGAGGUAACAACAGAAUCUCCAGAUGUUACAAGUAUCAAAACAGAAGAAGCUACUGAAUCGCCUAUGACUACAGGUUCUGCUGAGGUAACAACAGAAUCUCAAGAAAUUACACCAAGUGUUGAAACUGAAGAAGCUACUGAGCCUUCAAGAACAACACGUUUUGAUGAGGUAACAACAAGAUAUCAAGAAAUGACAACCAGUGUUGGAGCUGAAGAAGCUACUAAAGCUACUGAGCCAGCUAGAACAACAGGUUUUGUUGAGGUAACAACAAUAUCUCCAGAAGUGACAAGUGAUUUUAAAACUGAAUCUGCUACAACAACUACCACUGAGAAAAUUGGAACAACACAGAUAAACCCUGCAACUGACAGAUCAGGGGGAUCGUCAGAACCUCCUAUAGCUUCCACAGAAACUGCUUCAACUAGACAAACAAAUCCUGUAACUGAGGAACCUGUUGAUUCGACAGUAGCUUCUGUAUCUUUUACAGGGAAAGUCAAUGGAACCACUCAGGGUGAAGAAAUUACCACCAAAGAAGUGGUUACUACAAGGCAAACAACACCUACAACUCAGGAACAAGCAGCUACUUCUACAGAAAUGCCUUCAUCUAAGGAACCAGCUAGAACUACUGUGCUGUUUGUAGCUUCUACCCUGGAACUUGAACGUACAACCAGAAGUGAAAAUAAUGCAACCAUAGAGACAUUUUCAAGUAGGCAGACAACCCCUGCCACUGAGGAAUUAACAGGUUCUACACAAACUCUUUCAUCUGAGGGAUCAGUUAGAUCUACACUUGUUACUGCAGGUUCUACACAACCUGUGUCCUCGACUCAAGAAACAGAAGGGAUCACCCAAGGUACAAAUACUACCACCGAAGAGACAGUUUCAACUAGACAAACAGUCCGCACUACUGAAGAACCAGUAGGUUCUACAGACGCUCCAUCAUCCGAGGGACCAAUUAGAUCUACAAUUGUUACUCCAGCUUCUACACAAGGUGGGGCCUCUAGUCAGCAACCAGAAAUAACCACUGUAGGUCAAAGAGGUACCACAGAAGAUAAAGUUUCCUCUAGAAUUCCUUCCACCCAGAGCACCUUGGGCUCCACAGAUUCUCCUAAGGCUACUUCAAGAGUUAUUGCUUCUACAGCAGAAGAUAAAGGCACAACUCAAACUUCUACGAAUGCUCCACCAUCUGAGGGACCAGUAGGUUCUACGGACGUUCCAUCAUCUGAGGAACCAAUUAAAUCUACAAUUGUUACUGUUGCUUCUACUGAACACAUGGCCUCUACUCAACAACCUGCUGGAACCACCAGAGGUGAAAGAGUUACCACAGAAGCAACUGGUUCCACAGAUUCUCUUAAAGCUACUUCAAUAAUUAUUGCUACUACAAGAGAACAUAGAGACACAACUCAAGCUGAGACUGUAAGUACCAAGGAAAUGGUUACAAUGAGACAAACAAAACCAGCAACCGACAGUCCAUCACGCUCAACACCACCUGCAAUGACCAGUGGACCAUUGACAGCUUCUUCUUCUGUCCCCACUUCAGAUAUGAUGAAUAUGACCAAUGCAACAACUCCAUCAUCUGCACCAUAUAAUGAAAUAGUAACAGGGACUGCUACAAUUCUAGAGUUGAAUGGAGCUGAAGCUUUUGUAUCAGGGCCACUUCAAGAUCCUAUGAGUCCCAUCUUCCUCAACUUUCAAGCUUCACUUUGUAAUGCCCUAUUAGAAUAUUUUCAAGACUUAUCUAUCAGUACAGAUGGGAUUGGAUGCAGCGUGACAAACCUUGUCAGUGGUAGUAUCAUUGCAUCCGUAGAGUUUAAUGUGACAGCUUUCAGUCAACAGGGGGCGCGGGUCACUGCAGAGAGUAUCUACAAUUCCCAGUUUAUGACUGAAACGUUCCUGAUUGAUUCGCGCAGCAGGAAUGUCUUUACGUUUGAAAGCUUCAUUGUGAAUGGUAUUGAUGUAUGUGGGCUAGAAACACCCUGUCUGAAUGGAGCAACUUGUAGUGGAUCUGGCUACAAUUCAUUUACUUGCUCGUGUCCAGAUGGAUGGACCGGUGAUACAUGUGGAGAUGAAUUCCUCAUCAUCCUGGAAAUCACGGACACAACUGACACCACGGUUACCAUAGCCUGGGACUUCCUUGAGGACGAUGACCUUGUGGCCUUUGUCUUUGAGUAUAGGAAGUCUGGAGAGGACGAUUGGUUGUUGACAGUUCUGGUCAGUAGUGCCGUCAGAGAGUUCACAAUCACCGAUCUCGACCCAAACACGCUCUACUUUGUCCGGCUUUUGGGCUUUUUCACUGGAGAAACCAAAGUGAUCUCAACGCAGAAGGGGGUUAUCACAUUGGAAUCGACUGAGCCAGAUACUGGUGAAUCUUUACAACCUCAGGGAUUGUCCAAUGCUGUUCUUAUUUGGAUCCUUGUGUUUGUAGCCCUUGUUGCUUUUGUUCUAUUCAUCUUUGUUGUGGUGAUGGUUUAUCGUCGACGUAAAGACUCUGUAACGCUUCCGUUCAGGGAAUCUAAGGGGCGAUUUGCGGUUGGAGUAAGGGUGAGUGCAGAUUGCCUGUUUUAUCUUUUUUGCUUUUUGCUUGAUGAAAAUUUAUGCAAUAUGAAAAUGUUAAAAAUCCAUGCCUUGAGUCGUGAAAGGAAACCGCCCAUGGGCAAACAAUGCGCCACUUUUGUCAGUCCGCUUUUGAUGCAAGAAAAGCAAACUGGUGGUUGA